CCCCCCAUUUCCCUCUCCAAACUCCGCCGAGGUCGCUGAAGAGCUUCAGGUUCGCAACGCCGUCGAGGUAGAGGACGGAGACCAUCGCCUUCGAUAACUGAUCUCGUGAUACAUUAAUUUUUGUGAUCCCAUAUGCAUAAGAGGGUGGUAUGAACAAUCCUUAACUCAUGUGAAGAAUAACUUGAGUAGUCAUGGCUUCUCAUAUUCCCGCAGCCAUUCAGAAUGAAAACCUACCAAUUCAUAGAGGAAAAGGUGUUGAGGGGGCAAAAACUGACUUGUCAAAGACUGUGAGGACUAAGAGUCAAGGCAGGGUUGCUCUGAGGGAUCUUUCAAAAGCUAGCAAACCUGCACCUUUAGGUCCAACAAAAGGCUCCACAUUGAAGGAGAAGCCUAAGGCACAUGAUGGCGGGACCAUCAAGAAUACAUCAAAGACUAGUUUCUUGACAGAUGAGGAAAUCAAGCAUUGCCAGGAAUGGGCUAAAGAGGGAAUUGAGGAGAUACCUUUUACAGGAAAUGAUCAACGAAAACAAGAACAGGAGCACAUGGAAGAACGUGUAAGAAAGGAAGUUGAGACUGUACUGUCUUCAUUGCGUGAGUGGAUGGAUCUGGCCUAUGGCUUUGGAAUGCCACAUGAGGAAGCGGAGCUGGAUGAUUCCAUGGAUCUCUUGAAAAUGCAGCUUGAGCCAGAGGAGCAUCCUCCUUUUGCAAGAUAUUGCUCAUAUUCAGGCAAUGAAGAAAUUGAAGAUGUUUCUCUUGAACCUGAGUUUGAUAAUUACUUCCCUUACACUGACCAUACUUUCGAGAUGAAGCUGAAAGAAGAAUACGACAGUGAUAUUGUCUUUGGAUAGAUGAAUUUCAUUAGAUUAGGUGUAUGAUGUAUGCAAACAUAUCAAUCUAAUUGUUUUUCUACUAUGUUACUUUCUGAGCAUGUCUGAAAACACUCAUGAAUGUUCCUGUGUUGUGGCGGGCAGGGUUUUCAAUAGUUCUCUUAUCCUUGAAUCUUGUUAGUGUAAAACUUCUCUUUGUUCUCUGCCCUAGGUCAAAUUCAGUGAACCAUGUAAAUAUUGGCUUUGUGUGGGUUUUUCUUCACAAUUAACAUA
Molecule: messenger RNA, 1100 nt
Organism: Dioscorea cayenensis subsp. rotundata (Guinea yam)
Lineage: Eukaryota; Viridiplantae; Streptophyta; Magnoliopsida; Dioscoreales; Dioscoreaceae
Exons: 7
Coding region: 192-848 (218 amino acids)
Source: RefSeq, a predicted model, not a curated record